GAGGGGGAGGAUGAAGCACUACGUCCGUGUUUAACUAGAUCUGGGCGGCCAGUCCGUGUACUGUCACGUUAUGUAUAGUAUAUAAUUCACCUUUUUUCUAAUCUAUUAUUAUGAAGUCUAUUUGUUUUUGGUUCUGUCUUUAGCCGCCAUGUAAGAAUUUAAAAUAUAUUUUUUCAAGCUUGUGUGAAGAUUUCAGUUUAGUUAUUUUAAUUGUAUUUCAGUUUUAUUAAACAAUUUAUUAUUUAUAAUAGCGUGUUUUCUGUGCCAAGGGCCAUUAAUAAAUAAAAGGGGAAAACAAAAAUGUAUACUUAUAAAAUAUCGAUUUUAAUACGUAUCGAUACUUCAUGCCCAUCCCUACAGCUGAUUGACGUCACGUCAUCGCCAGUGCGUUCCCAUUAUUUUUAUUUAUUUCGCAAUUUCCAGAGUUUACCUUCCAUGAAUAUUUCGCAAAAAAACAAUACAAAACAGUGAUCAUACAUCUUAGAAAUGGAGAAUCAGUAUUAUUAUAAAUUAAUGGCAAGUUAUCUUUCAAAACGGAAUUGUGACGAGUCUUUUAUGAGAUAUUUUUUUGGCAAGAACUCGUUGAAAAAGACACCGGAAGAACUAGAAAGAGCAGAUGAAAGAAAGCGCCGCUUACAACGAGAGCGAUCUCGUCGUUACCGAGCGUUGAAGAAUGCAAGACGCCAGCAUGAGGGAGGUAGCAUUAGUGCCCGUGACACCAGUGACGGAGACAGUACCGCUAGCAGAGGUAAAUCGCGGGCGAUGUUACUCGAAGAAGAGUUGAGCGAUGGCGAUGAGCCGCCUACGUUGUGUGACCUCAACUACGAAGACAAAUGGCGGGCCGGCUCCUCCGAUUGUCCCUCCGACGACAACUCUGCCCACUCGGCUCCCGAUCCUAAGGAACCGCCGCUCACCGGCGAAGAUACACUCAGCCUCAAGGAGUUUCUUAGCUCACCAAAUACAGAACUCGAUUAUCCCACAGUGCACAGCCUGAUGUUCCAUUGGCUGCAGACGUAACAUUGCGAUUAUCACCGACAACAUUUUGGGGCCUUUGCUGUUACAAGCCCUUGUCAUAUCAUUGUGAAUUCAAAAUUCCAACUCAUGGUAAAUAUUGUGGUAAUAUAAGUUGGACUUCUAAUACACAAAUGGAAAGUAGGUAUGUGAUAGUUUUACACAUAUCACAUAAAACUUAGGAUUCCGCUUCUUUAGUGUAAUUUUAUAAAACAGCAAAUGAAAUCGACAAAACCGUCCUAUUAUAAUUUAAAUCUGAAUAAUAAUUAGUAAGUAAUGUGUCUAGAACUGUAAAAGUACCUAUAGCUUAUAUUUACCUGAGAGUGAACCUAAAGAAGUGGAUUUUCAUAUAACAAAGAGCAGAGACUCUUAUCACUUCUCAAUAAUUUCUAUUUAUGCUCUUAUAUUCAUGAGCAUUAAGUGGUGGAGAGUAUCUUGUGUAACUCACCUCUUGUAAAAUAUUGUUUUGUAAGAUGAGCCCUAACGAUCAGUUGUUGUCAAAAUAUGAACAAGAGAUUACAAGUGAACACUUCUUCAGCAAUUAGAAUAUUCCACUAGACAAUAAGUUGUUGUUAAGUUGCCAUAUCCUAAUAUUUAGAUACUCAACUAUUAUACAACAUUAUAUACAUAUAUAUAUAUAUGCAUAUACAGAAGUAUAUAGAGAAUAUAAACUUAUAGUUUGUGAUAUGGAUGAAUUUUACACUUUGUGUGGAUCUACAAUAUUUGUUGUAAUAUGUAUCUAGGUUAAGUGUGGGUAGGUGCUCCUUUUUGGCCAUACUGAGUGCAUAUCACCUUGUGGCUUUUUUGAAAGUGCAAUACAAAAAUCUUCUAUAGUAGCAAUAUGCUGUUGCUACAUUCCUUACAACACUUGGCCAUAACUGUUCAAUUUUAAGUACAUAUGCAUUUAUUGUCAAAUACUCAUCUUUUGGUUACUGAAGCUCUCUCUAAAAGAAUGAUUGAUGACUUAUAAUAUUUUCAGGCACAGCUAUGACUUUGAGAUGUUAGUAUUUCGUAAAUUAGAUAUUUAAGUUUAGCAUUGUGAUUAGAUGACAAGUUGUUAAUGCUAUUAUUAUGUACCCAUUUUCUACCAUCAUUCACUGUUGACUGAUAAAAUGAAGGCUUUUUAUUAUGAUAUUGUAAUUAAGUGAUAUGUGACUCCUUGGUUCAGGGUUAUUCCUAUCUGUCUACACAUAAGGACAAAUGGGAAUAUGAUUCCCAACUUGCCCUUGAUUUAUGUCUCAAAGAUAAACAGGAACCACUUCAAUUUUUAUGUCUGUCCUUUAAUCUGUCCCCACAAACAGUUUCUGCCUGUUGGAACAAUGUCCAGUCCACUUACAUUUAA
Molecule: messenger RNA, 2353 nt
Organism: Diatraea saccharalis (sugarcane borer)
Lineage: Eukaryota; Metazoa; Arthropoda; Insecta; Lepidoptera; Crambidae
Source: the annotation of a GenBank genome assembly